Didymodactylos carnosus is the source of this 2379-nucleotide messenger RNA. The record is from the annotation of a GenBank genome assembly. NCBI's taxonomy places the organism in Eukaryota, Metazoa, Rotifera, Eurotatoria, Philodinida, Philodinidae.
AUGGGGUCAACUAUCAAAGUACGUCAACACUACACAAAUCCAAUAUUUUAUGGAAUGGCGUUCGAAUCCGACAACAGUACGUUCGAUGAGACGAUGAUUAGCCUUCACCCGAUGGUAGCCGAUAUGUGGCCCAUUCGAACAUUCAAACCUGCUGCUGCUAUAACACAAAAGGGUGGUCAACCAAAUUUAGCUUUUGCUCAUUUACUGACACAAGUAAAUGCCGUUCACAAAAGGGGCAUACGUGGUAAAGGCAUCAAAAUCGGUGUCAUUGAUUCAGGCGUCGAUUACAAGCAUCCAGCUCUUGGAGGAUGUUUUGGUAUAGGAUGUAGAAUAGCCUAUGGUUACGAUUUGGUAGGUGACAAGUACGAUGGCACCAAUACACCUGUGCCUGACAAAGAUCCCAUCGAUAAUUGUCCUAUUCCAUCUCUUGGUCACGGCACACACGUCACAGGUAUAAUGGCGGCGAAAGAAACAAACCUGACCGGCGUUGCACCUGAUGCCACUUACGGCAUGUGGCGAAUAUUCGGCUGCCAGGGUUCAUCGGGAAAUGAUGUUAUUAUUCAAGCUCUAAUUCAAUCAUACGAAGCUAAUAUGGAUAUAAUCAGUUUAUCAUUGGGUAACCCAUACGAGUGGCAAGAAGAUAUCACAUCGGUUGUGGCGGAUAGAAUCGUCCAACGCGGAUGUUUGGUAGUUGCAGCACAAGGCAACGGUUUCUUUUCUUCUUCAAGUGUCACAGCUGGAAACAGCCCUGGUGCCGGUCACGGCGUUGUAUCUGUCGCCUCGUUUGAUAACGCCAAGAUUGUGACCAGCGUGUUCCGUGUCGGCAAUACAAGUUGUAGUUAUGCUGGACCAUUGGCUUACCCAUAUCAGCCUCCGUUUCCCAACUUAGAAAUUGUACCGACAGCUACGGCGCUCGACGCUAAUAGUGACUUGUGUAGUAAAGUCGAAAACAACGUGACAGGGAAGAUUGCCCUUGCUUAUCGAGGCACAUGUAGCCAAGGCGCCCAAGCACUCCUAGCUCAAGAGCAGGGCGCCAAGGGUUUGCUUCUCUACAACUAUGUUGGUGAGCCAGCAUUCUUCCCAUUAUACGUUGAUCCGCGUAUCCAAAUCCCCGUGGGAGGUAUCAGUCAUUCCGAUGGUAUUGCUCUCUUCAAGCUUAAAAAUAUGAAAACUGUAGCAAUAUUUAACAAAAACUCCUAUUUAUACCCGACUCUGACUAACAGUGGUCAUAUAUCUUACUUCUCCAAUCUUGGUCCACCCAAUGAACUCCAGUUAAAACCAGAUUUGGGCGCUGUCGGUGGUCUUGUCUAUUCAACAGUGCCUCUUAAGUUGGGUGGGUACGCCACCUACUCGGGAACGUCCAUGUCGACGCCGUAUGUGAGCGGCUCAUUCGCCUUGUAUCUUCAAGCGAAAAAAAUGUCGAGAAAAACAAAUUUCAAUCCUCUUUCAGUGAUCCAGAAAUUUCAAAAUUAUGCUAAAGUGACCACAGUUAGUGUCACCGAUAAAUCAAUCGAAACACCCCUACGUCAAGGAGCCGGUUUGGUUCAAGUUGCUGACACUAUCAACAGUGAUACAAUCGUCCGUCCGGGUAAAAUAAGUUUCAACGACACUCAGCACUUCAAAAAAAAACACACGUUAUACAUUAACAAUAUAGGCAAAACAACGCUCAAAUAUACGAUCUCUCACAUACCGGCUCGCACAGUUUCGCCGUAUGAUCGAGCAUCGACAGGCUACGCUGUCCAAACGCCGUUUGCCUAUUCUAAAUCGAACGCCAGUGCCAAACUCACAUUUUUGCCUGGAUCGGUUAGCGUUCGUGCGGGGAAAACCACACAAGUGAGCUUCACUGUUGAACCACCCAAACUCGAUCAAAAAGAUCAUGACCUCUACGGUGGUUACAUUGUUGUGAAACCAAACAAAGGAGUGGCAGUGCACAUUCCAUAUAUCGGUGAAGUUGGGAACCGAUAUGAUUUGCCUAUACUAGAUCGUAAAUCCUUUCCAUAUUUGAGUAAAAGAGGCAAUAGUACAGCUAUCACAAAAUUUCCGUACACAUUCAAUAGAUGGAGCAAUACUACUCAACCACAAGUAAACAUUAUGUUUUUGAGCGGGACAGCUCGAUUUCGCAUCGACAUUGUGAACAGCAACGGGAGCGUCAUCGGUGUUAUGGUUGAAGAUCGUUAUUUGCCUGCGGUACCGAUCAGCGGAGAUCCUUACUAUAUAUAUAUUUGGGAUGGUACGUUACUCACAUCGCUUAGCUCCGUUCGUUCUUUAGUCGGAGCCGGUAUAUUUAAAAUGAAAAUCAGUGUUCUGAGAAUAUUCGGAAAUCCAUCGAGCGCAAAUAACUAUGAAACAUGGAUAUCGUCGCCGAUCAAAGUGACGUGA